This is a messenger RNA of Aspergillus pseudonomiae, 1215 nucleotides long. Its product is annotated as kinase-like domain-containing protein. The record is from RefSeq and is a predicted model, not a curated record. Gene Ontology annotation, molecular function: ATP binding; protein kinase activity. Bases 1 to 1215 code for a protein of 404 amino acids. NCBI's taxonomy places the organism in Eukaryota, Fungi, Ascomycota, Eurotiomycetes, Eurotiales, Aspergillaceae. The transcript has 5 exons. Gene Ontology annotation, biological process: protein phosphorylation.
AUGGAUAUUCAACACCAAUUUCCAGGUGUGCACUGGGUCUGGGGAGGAGGCAUCUCCUUUGUCUACGAGGUCUAUCCUCUGAUCGUGGUCAAGGUGCCUAAGUCCGGACAGGAAGAGAGAGAGAAAUUUCGCAAAGAACUGAAGAUAUAUGAGAUUCUAUCUCGCCAUCCGCCCUACACCUCUCUGUAUAUGAGGGAUAUAUUUUUUGCUGAUCGGAGACAAUUCAAUCUUACUCGAGAUCCCGGUUCUCGUGUAGUUUUUAAAAUGGAAAAGCUGGAGUCCCUGAUGUUAGGAAAAUCGUGGAUGAACGAUCUUGCUCAAGGCGUUCCUUUUCUCGGAUCGUCUAACCUCGCUCAUGGUGACCUGCGACCUGAAAAUAUCCUGCUUGAUCGUGACCGACUGAAACUAUCGGAUUUUGAUUGCACGGCCGAAUUCGGGACAGAUUUCGAAACUUGUCUUUGUCCGUACGGAAGACUUCUGAAUAGUAAUGAGGCAGACCAAGGAAUACCAGGAACUGCCGGCCUCCUUGGUCCUCGAGCAGAGCAGUUCGCCCUUGGUUCGGUGUACUACUUCAUCAAUUACGGAUUUGAGGUUUAUGAUAAUCAAUCUCUUGCUGAUGAUCCUUAUGAGCAUGGACCCAAGGUUAUGGACCUACUACAAGAUAUGAAGUUUCCGCAGCUCGGUGGCGAUCCACUUAUUGAAGAUAUCAUCAAUAAAUGCUGGCAUAACCAAUAUCUCACGCUUGGCGAUUUGGCUACACACACAGAGACAUUUCUUAAGGAACCACAAAGUGUAGCACCGAACCACGAAGCAGCUGCCUGUCCGAGAUGGAGCACAGCUAUAAACAGAACACCACCUCAAGUAUGGUCCAGCCUCGGGUCCCAACGGCGAAGCAACGAGGAGGUAAACAAUGGCGACGACUAUUACAAUACGGAUCAGAAGCGCUCUGGUCAGCGUAGACCCUCGAAAGAGAAAUUCUGCCAGGACUUGGAGAAGCGUAGACUUGUUCGCCUUCUUACUUCGAGUCGGCCCAUGGAGCUUGGAUUCAGCAUGGAGCACAGGCAUGUGCCACGAACUACUCCCGCGAACUGGGAAGGAGGAGACCACUAUGGGGGGAGUAGAAGAUGGCAACGACUACGGUUCGAUAACGUAGGGAAAACGGACACAACUCGGCACCCAAGGGAUUCGUGGCUAGUGAUUGAUCAAGCCUACUAG